UCUAUAUUGUGUUGUAUGAAACAGUCUGCCGAAGAAAAUACCCAAUUUAUGUCUUUUUCUACUCAAAAAAGAAAGGAAAUUGGUAGAACUGAAGCUUUGCCUACAGAUUCCGAGUUGUGGUUUCAUAAUAGUGUGGAAUUGAAUUAUACGUUCGAAGAUACUCAAAACCUCUAUAUUCAAGUGUGGAAACAAAAAGACCAAGAAAAUGUAUUUACAGACUCACAAAGACAACUAUGGGGAGAACAGUGGAUUUCAGUGGGUCAAUUAUUGGUACGUUUUGGCUGUAUCGCGUUGUUACCACUUGCACUUGGAGAACUAACUGCAAGUAAACAAGAGCCCAUGGUUGAGAUAACGGCAGUGGAACCAAAACAUGUAAAAAGCGUUGUAUCGUUGCACUUAGCUGCAGCCAAGUUGAGAAAGCCUUCAGGUAUUUUCGGAAGUAUUCGUCCUAUUCUUAUUCUUAGAAGGUCUUAUCAACAUGAAUUGGCUAUUGACUCAUCCAAGAACGCUAGUCCUUAUGGAGAUGAGACGUUAUGGGAAGUCGUGUAUGAAACGGAACCUGUCAAGGAAGAGAAUAUAUUUCAUUCAUUGACCAGAAACACUGCUUUGCAAAGGAAUAUGUUUGAUUUCGGUCGUUUGGAUUUGUUUCAAGAAGAUCUCAAUCGAGGCAAUGUCGACUUACCUCUUUCAUUCGAAGUCAUACAUUUAAAGAAAACAGGACAACGCUCUCCCAUAGGAACCUUUUUGACCAGUCAGAAAUUUUUAUCGGAUCAACAACCAAACUCAAUCUUUCCUUUAGAAUCAGCACAUCGCGAUCAUCCAUCACCUCCAGGUUAUAUAGUGUUAUUAUCUCCUAUUCGGACACAUACACUUCGUACUUUUUUGGAUUACAUAGUCGGAGGCUGUGAAUUGAGAAUGAUUUUGGGUAUUGACUUUACAGCUUCCAAUGGUAAUCCCAGACAACCCGGCACAUUACAUUAUUGUGGUGAUGCUAGUAGAAAGAAUGAAUAUGAAAGAGCUAUUCGAGAGAUUGCCAAUAUUUUAUUAGCCUAUCAAGUGGAACAAGAGAUUGCUUGCUACGGAUUUGGUGCAAAACUGCCUCCACAUGAAAAAACUCAUCAUUGUUUCCCUUUGACAUUGGAUGAAAGGAAUCCUUAUUUUCGAGGACUAGAAGAUGUUAUUGCUGGCUAUCACAGUAUGUUGCGAAGCAUAGAAUUUCAUGGUCCAACCGUGCUUGCUCAAGUGAUCAAAACGGCAACCAAUAUGGCAAUAGAACAGUUGCAAGUUGCUGCUAAUGCUCGUUAUUUCGUAUUGUUUAUUUUAACAGAUGGCGCUAUUUCUGAUAUUCACGCAACGACGGAGGAAAUCAUAAGAGCUUCUCAAUCAGCUCCCUUAUCGAUCGUUCUCAUUGGAAUAGGAAGUGACGACUUCAAGGAUAUGGAUUCUCUGACAAGUUGUUAUCAAUUGGAGCGUCCAAUUCUACAGUUUGUUCCUUAUCGCCAAUUCAGCAACAGUGGAGGUAGCUUUUCGAAUCUUGCCAUGCGGAAAGUUUUAGCAGAGAUUCCUCAACAAAUGCUUGCCUUUAUGAAACUUGCUCAAAUCAAGCCAAAGCGCCCUAUGAGACGUUCUUUAAACCUUUAUCCACAAAUUGUUCAAGCUUCUGCUCCAUUGGCUACAACAACUUCAUCUUCUCCGUAAUAAUAACCCAAAAAUAGCCAAUUCCAACU
Molecule: messenger RNA, 1727 nt
Organism: Galdieria sulphuraria
Lineage: Eukaryota; Rhodophyta; Bangiophyceae; Galdieriales; Galdieriaceae
Exons: 5
Coding region: 16-1698 (560 amino acids)
Biological process (GO): cellular response to calcium ion
Cellular component (GO): plasma membrane
Molecular function (GO): calcium-dependent phospholipid binding
Source: RefSeq, a predicted model, not a curated record